Molecule: messenger RNA, 644 nt
Organism: Staurois parvus
Lineage: Eukaryota; Metazoa; Chordata; Amphibia; Anura; Ranidae
Source: the annotation of a GenBank genome assembly
GCCCCUGUACCGCCUCCUCAUGCUGCUGCCAGGUCCAGAGUGUGUCAUGGGCCCCCUGUACCGACUCCUCAUGCUGCUGCCAGGUCCCGUAAUCUGUCAUGGGCCCCUGUACCGCCUCCUCAUGCUGCUGCCAGGUCCAGAGUGUUGUCAUGGGUCCCUGUACGGUGGCCUCCCAUUGCUGCUGCCAGGCCCGUAAUCUGCCAUGGGCCCCCGUACCGACUCCUCAUGCUGCUGCCAGGCCCCGUAAUCUGUCAUGGGCCCCUGUACCGCCUCCUCAUAGCUGCUGCCAGGUCCAGAGUGGGUCAUGGGUCCCGUGUACAGGGCCUCCCAUUGGCUUGCUGUCAUCCAUCGCCACACUCUGCCAUGUGCCACUUUCAGGUCUCCUCACACAGCUGGUGGUGUUCCAUUUUUGUCAUAGGGUGCUGUAUGGCCUCCCAUUGCUGCUUAGCCUCCACCGCCACACUGUGCUCCACACUCUGGUUUUGGCCCGUGACUGCCCAAGAAUGAGUGAAGUGUGCGGUGAUCUAAGAUCGAUAACGGCACUCAUACUCUGCAUGUCAUACUGACUGACAGUAUUAUUUCUCUUCCCCAAGCAGACUCCAAGGGCAUUUAAAUUAAAGGUACAGUGUUCUGCACUAAUAUAA